Theobroma umbraticum is the source of this 869-nucleotide messenger RNA. Lineage: Eukaryota; Viridiplantae; Streptophyta; Magnoliopsida; Malvales; Malvaceae. The record is from RefSeq and is a predicted model, not a curated record.
AAAAUUAAAUUUCGACCGGUUGAUUAUUUUUGGUGCCAUUGGAAUUGGGCAACAAGAGGUGACGAUAGAGAUUUUGUCAUUCACGUGGGACCAGAUUGAGUCUCCAUCGUCUCGAUAAUGCCAUGUGUCUUUGAUUGACUGGACAUUAUCGACUCAACAUCAAGCGGAUAAGAAAGUAUCCAAAAAAUGAAAUUUUUUUUGGUGAAGGAGAGAGAGAGAGAAAAAUCAUUGGAGCUGUGGCGUCAGUAGUUGCAAUUGGAAUCUUCGGUUUCAGAUGCCAAUGGAUAUUCAAGCUGGAAUGGGGAGCUUAACAUCUUACUGCUUUUGGAGAACAUCACAGAAAUCCACAUCUCCUUAUGCUUGUUCUUCUUUCAAAAUUUUCUGCUCCAAAAAAGGCUCUCAGCAACCUCGAGAAAACGGUGAUAACAGGGGUGAUAAAUUCUCAACUGAUUGGGAUAAGGCAUGGACAAAUUUCAGGAAGCAAAGCAAAAAGUCCCUCUUCUCACGGUUCUCUCCUGACAAGUAUGUUACCUGGAAUCCUAGACAAUCAAACUAUCCUUUGUCUGAGGAGGUUGAUCCCAUCAAGAGAACAGAGAGGUCAAACCUCACGUUAUGGACCAGUCCAGGCUUUACUUUAGUAGGGGCCACUAUAAUAGUCGCAUUCCUUUUGCUAUAUACCAUUCUUGCACCAGUUAAGUGAUCUAAUUUUCCCUAAGGAAAAAGCAGUUCAUUUUCUGUAAAAGGAUUAUUGUCUGAAUGAAAUGAGUAUAAAGGGGAGAGAUUUGUAGACCCCAACUUGUAUGUAAAUCUAGAUACUGGUUUUUUAAAGCCUAUUUUCGUUGCCCAUAAGCAUCUUUCUUUCUUUUCUC